Rosa rugosa (rugosa rose) is the source of this 3182-nucleotide messenger RNA. Its product is annotated as extra-large guanine nucleotide-binding protein 3-like. The transcript is spliced from 8 exons. Gene Ontology annotation, molecular function: G protein-coupled receptor binding; G-protein beta/gamma-subunit complex binding; GTPase activity. Lineage: Eukaryota; Viridiplantae; Streptophyta; Magnoliopsida; Rosales; Rosaceae. Gene Ontology annotation, biological process: adenylate cyclase-modulating G protein-coupled receptor signaling pathway. The record is from RefSeq and is a predicted model, not a curated record. Bases 258 to 2813 code for a protein of 851 amino acids. Gene Ontology annotation, cellular component: heterotrimeric G-protein complex.
AGAGUAGAGAGUAGCGAGUAGCGAAGGCUCAUUCGUCACGUGCUUAACUUGACGCAGCGUCAUUUGGCAAAGCUCUCUUCUAUUCUAUUCCAUUUGGAAGCCCCCAAACUUCAAAUCUUCCACUCUCUCAACUUACACCCAUCGUUGACAUCAAAUCUCAACCCACACAUUCACUCUCUCUUCCCUAUUUUGUCAGUUACAAUCUUUUCUCUCUCUUCCAUUUCCGGUUUUCUCGCGGGUCCUCUAACGGCCGCGCCAUGGCGGCUCCGGAACCCGAGGACGAGAAAAGCUGGCAGGAGCUACUCAGAAAGAUGCUGCCUUCCGGCGCGCCGUUUCCGGACGACGACCAUCUCGACUACUCCAUCGCAGUUGAGUACGAAGGCCCUCCGCUGCCCUACGAAGUCCCCAAGGUUGAUCCAGUCGACAUCGACUCGCUUCACACCGCUGCUUCCGGUUCGGUUUCGGAGCUUUCUUCGAUUCCGGUGGCCGAGCCGGUCGAUCGGGACGCCUCUCGGUUCAGCCGGAUCAGGAACGGCGACGCCGCAAACGAAACGCAGACUUCGACGUCGUUUUCGGUAGGUUUCAGCUCUGAAUUUUCAGCUCAGGACUCGAACUCGAACUCGGAGCCGAAACCGGUCGAGGACGACGCCGGAGGAGGAGGAGGAAAGAGAGCGGCGGUCGUGACUUUCAACACGCCGAGAGAAUCGGAGACGGAAGACGACGGCGACCGGUCCUCGUCGCCGCAAUCGGAGCCGGUGGGAUCGCCGGUUGCUUGGGCCUCGCCGCUGAAGGUAGCGAGUAAGAGAGGGAUUUGCAGCAGGUGUGGAAAAGGGAACAGAUUGAAGGAGAGGGAGUGGUGCUUGGUGUGUGACUCAAAGUACUGUAGCAACUGUUUGCUUAAAGCUAUGGGAUCAAUGCCGGAGGGGCGAAAAUGUGUGAGCUGCAUUGGGCAGCCUAUAGAUGAGUCCAAGAGGGCUAGUUUGGGCAAGUGUUCAAAGCUUCUUUCUAGGGUUUGUAGUCCUUUGGAGAUUGGGCAGAUAAUGAGGGCCGAGAAGGAGUGUCCGGCCAAUCAGCUCCGGCCGCAGCAGUUGGUUGUGAAUGGGAGGGAGUUGAGGGAAGAAGAGCUGGGUGAGAUUUUGGGAUGUGAAGUACCUCCUCAGAAGUUGAAGCCUGGGAGGUACUGGUACGAUAAGGAUUCGGGCCUCUGGGGAAAGGAGGGAGAGAAGCCUGAUUGUAUGAUUACUCCGAAACUCAAUGUUGGGGGUAAGCUUCGGGCUGAUGCCAGCAAUGGGAACACUAAUGUAUUCAUGAAUGGCAGAGAGAUCACAAAGAUUGAGCUUAGGGUGCUCAAGCUGGCCAAAGUGCAGUGCCCUCCAGAUACUCAUUUCUGGGUGUAUGAAGAUGGUACAUAUGAGGAGGAAGGGCAGAAUAACAUUAAAGGAAACAUAUGGGGAAAGGCAUCCACCCGUUUCAUUUGUUCAUUAUUCUCAUUGCCUGUACCAUCUCGUAAUCAAAAUGGGGCAAGAGAAGAUCCUAUGACACAACCUUCAAGUAGGUCCAUCCCUGAAUACUUGGAUCAGGCAAGAGUUCAAAAACUUUUGUUAUUUGGUCUGGAGGGAUCUGGAACUAGCACCAUCUUCAAGCAGGCCAAGUUCUUAUAUGGGAACGAGUUCACUUCCGAGGAGAUGCAGAACAUGAAGCUCAUGAUUCAAAGCAAUAUGUACAAGUACUUAAGUAUAUUACUUGAGGGCCGAGAACGUUUUGAAGAGGAAGCUUCAUUGCAGAAUACUUCUGAUUCCUUGGCCACUGACGAGACGCCAUCAGUAGUCGAUGAAAGUAAGCAAUGCAUCUAUUCUAUCAACCAAAGAUUCAAGCACUUUUCUGACUGGUUGCUGGAUAUCAUGGCAACCGGAGACUUGGAUGCAUUCUUCCCUGCUGCUACACGUGAGUAUGCUCCUAUUGUAGAUGAAGUAUGGAAAGAUUCUGCCAUCCAGGAAACAUACAAAAGAAGGGAGGAAUUACAUUGUCUUCCAGAAGUUGCCAAGUAUUUCUUAGAUCGGGCUAUAGAAAUAUCAAGUAAUGAGUAUGAGCCAACCGAGAAGGACAUUUUAUAUGCUGAAGGAGUUACUCAAAGCAAUGGCCUUACCUCUCUAGAAUUUUCAUUUGAUGAUAGAAGCUCCAUGUCUGAGCUAUACAACGAAAACUAUGAAUGCCCCCUUCCGUUAACCAAGUACCAACUAAUUUGUCUUAGUUCUAAGGGACUAAAUGAGGGGUGCAAAUGGCUUGCAAUGUUUGAAGACGUGAGGGCAGUGAUUUUCUGUGUUGCUUUGAGUGACUAUGAUCAAAUGUGGGCCCUUGGUAAUGGGCGUCUUCAUAAUAAAUUGCUGGCAAGCAGAGAUUUGUUCGAGAGUUUGGUGAGGCACCCUUGUUUUAGUAACACUCCAUUUGUUCUUGUGCUGAACAAAUAUGAUGCAUUUGAAGACAAGAUAGGCCAGGUUCCAUUGUCAGCUUGUGAGUGGUUCAAUGACUUCAACCCUGUUAAGCCGCACAAUAAUAGUCAGGCUCUAGCUCAGCAAGCAUAUUACUAUGUGGCAGUGAAAUUCAAAGAGCUCUAUUUAUCCUUAAGCGGUCAAAAGUUAUUUGUAGUGCAAACCCGAGCUAGAGAUGGUAACUCAGUUGAUGUGGCAUUCAAGUACAUAAGGGAGGUCCUCAAGUGGGAUGAAGAAAAGGAUGAUAAUUUCUUUGGAAUAAAUGGGGAUGACUCCUAUUUCAGUACAGAAAUGAGUUCUUCUCCAUAUCUCAGGCAAGAAUAAAACCACUGUUGUAUUUAGGUCUGGCAAGUCAUCAUUGUCAAGUGAAAGAUUGAAGCCGUCAUGAGACUGAGUUUUAUCAUUCGUGCUAUUACCGCUUGUAGAAGGUAGAGAAGCGAAGUGAUCAAUUACACUGGAAAUUGUUUAUUUAUUUAUUUUAUUUUUCUGGUUACACGUGGAUUUGCUUAUUUCUUCCUCUGUUUUUUGUAGGCUGGAUUUGUUUCAUAGGUUCAAGCUUAUUUGCCAUCCUGGCUGAUUAGAUACAUGAGAUGAAUAUUGGUUUGUAAAAAUAAGCUCAUUUUGACUGGAGAUUUUUUCUGUACAGUACUUCAUAUGUGAAUAAAAGCAUAUCUAUUAAGGAUUCUUACAGAA